Messenger RNA from Linum trigynum, 3344 nucleotides. The record is from the annotation of a GenBank genome assembly. NCBI's taxonomy places the organism in Eukaryota, Viridiplantae, Streptophyta, Magnoliopsida, Malpighiales, Linaceae.
AGCUCAAGUUUUCAGCUGACAUAUAUCUCUACAUUUCUGAGCAAUUUCAUAUAAAAAAACACAGAGAUCAUGGCUGUUGGCUUACCUGGUAAUCUUGCUAAGCAAAUUCUUCGCCGUUCAGAAUCUGGCUCAAACAGAUCAACUUCAAGGUUUACAAAUGUGCCUAAAGGUUUCUUAGCUGUGUACGUUGGGGAGAACCAGAAGAAGCGAUUUAUAGUUCCUGUAGCCUACUUGAGCCAGCCUUCAUUUCAGGAUUUGCUGAGCAUGGCGGAAGAGGAGUUUGGCUUUGAUCAUCCAAUGGGUGGCUUGACAAUCCCCUGCAGUGAAGAGAGAUUUAGUUAUGUCGUCUCCGUCCUCAGCAGAUAAUAAGGACAGAGCAACAAAAAAUAGUUUUGUAUAGAGAUUCAGAACGACAAGAGUCGUUGCUUAAUGUAAAUGACAUUCUUUCUCUCCUUCAAGCUGAUGAAGCUUUAAAGAUUGAUUGAGAAAGUUUUACCUGUAUAUAGUGAAUCGAGAGCCUUUUUAGUUCAAAUCAUACAAUCACUUUCCAUUUUUUCCUGAUUACACUAUCCAACUCUUCUCGGGUAAUUAACAAAAAGUGUUGCUGAUAAGCAUGAGCAUCCAUAUAAGUAAAGAAGUACUAUACUGUCAAUUCCUGCUCUGUGUAUCCACCAAAACAAGCUUCAGUUGUUUCAAUCCGUAGUCAACAGCUACCUUCCUAGCUGUUCACAGCACAGGCUUACAGUUCUAUAAUUUAAGAAAGGGUAAAAAAGAAAACAAAUAGACUUUCUGCAACUUUUGAUCGGCUAUAGUAACCUAAAUCCGCAUUUUAAUAUAUUUACUUCAGUUACUGCAGUAGCAGCCCAACAGGUUGAAAUGACACAGUUGAUUGUAUAUUUAACUAGAGAUCUGAAGGUUGAGUGGUUGACAAUGUUCAUCUUUACCUCAAAGGAAGUACAGCAGCAAUGGUUCAUAAAUCAUAACCCUCUGAUUAGAUGACCACCCAGAAAAAUCAGUUAAACGAAAGUUUUUGAGUGGUUUGAUUGAUAAUGAUGCAUGUGUCCAUAAAUGAUUGGAAUGGUAGGAGUCUAGGAAAUGUGGUUGAGAGGUGAAAGGGCUAGGAGUGGGGCUUGCUGAGUAUAAUGACAGUUGCCGGAUCACAUGGUUAUGCAUCCAAUUCAACUCAGAAUCAAGAGUUUGACAGUGUUUUCCAAUUUGUUCUGCACUUUACCAGGAUACAUAGCGUGCCGCAAACUCAUGGAUUAAGGAAGGAAAAUCAAGACAAGGACUCCACACAAGAUUUUAGACGUCGACAAGUACAUGGUUCCCUUUCCUGAUACUCAUGUGCAUUUGUCCUUAGAGACAAAAAAUUUUAGGGUAACUUCAGCACUCCAAACACUGGCGCUGACCGUGAUGAACUUACAAACUUAAGAACAAAGCAAAAUUCAUAUUAAGAAGAAGAAGAAAACACAGCAAUAAAUAAAGAGAAGGACUCACCAGAAAGGAAAAGCAAAGGGGAACAUUUCCCCCGACAGAGAAUUGUGAAUUCUAUAUGAGAAGGCCGGUGGUGCUGCCAUCUGCAUUUGGAGCUCAGCUAACUUUAGAUGUUUCCUGCAAACUUUGUUUCUAGGAAAUAAGAGAUAGGAAUUAAUAUUUAUUUGGCCGACAAUGUGAUCAAAAUUAUGGUCAUGCUGCUUCAGCAAGUUCUUUUCUUUAUCCAUGCUAUAAGAUUUCAAACUGUUGGUGCAUUGAUUGUCUCCAGCAAUGGGCCAUUUGUGUUGCUAGUCCAUUGACGACUACAUAGACCACCAACUAUCCAUCUCUCUUGCCUUUAUCACGAUUCAUUGACUUCGGUUUGUUUGCAGCUCCAACCUACUGUCGCCCAAUCUUCAUACAUUAGCCAGCACAGAAACGUUUUCAAGCCUAUAAUUUCUUAAUUAGGUGGAAGACAGAAGGGACCAUCACCUUCAUUAACAGUGUUUCCGGCUGGAAUUCCAGGCCACACACUCACCAUGGUAAAGGAUAUCAAAGCAUACCAUUCAAACUAUAUAAAGAGAGAAGCUAUUGAUAGUUCACAACCCAACCAAGCCUCACAAUUGUUAUUGAAUACUUCCCAAAAAAUAAAAUUCCCACAUACAGCUCAACUAGAGAAGAAAAUGGCUAUUCUCUGUCCAAGUGUCCUUCCCAGGCCAAGUCCCCGUAGAUGUUCUUCAAUAUCCUCAGAUGUUCCUAAAGGAUUUGUGGCAGUAUAUGUUGGGGAGGGUGGCAAAAGGAAGAGAUUUGUCAUUCCAGUAUCCUUCUUGAACAGCCCAUCAUUCCAAGUUUUGCUGCGGUUAGCAGAAGAAGAAUUUGGUUUCAACCAUCCCAUGGGGAGACUGACGAUUCCAUGUAAAGAAGAGAUGUUCAUUUCUGUAACUUCCAGCUUGUGUAGAUCAUAAGAGAUUUCCAGAAGGCUGAUGAGUUUAGUUAGAUGACAACUUUUUUUUAUGGCCUCAACAGCCAUUUCAAUGUAACAGCUUGAAUUUCAGAUUCUAGAUUAAUGAGAACUAGCAAUGACUCUUCAUCAAAGAAACCAGACUUUCUUCUAACUGCCCACAUGUGCAAGAACAUAGCUAAAUAGUAGCAUCUCAACUAUAUCUAAACACCUUCAGCACUGUAUUGUGAACCAAGAGCAUUAUCUUUAUAGCCAGUGUUUCUCCACCUAAUGAACUAAACAAAUCAACAGCGGAUGAAAGUUGGGUUUCAGAAACCAAUUCAAGUUACUCUAUAAAUGAUAACCACAAUUAUGCAGCUCUUCAACUUUCAUUUUUUGUCCUAGACAACAUGAAUCUCCACCAAAGCAAAAACAUACUCUGGCAUAUAAUUAUGCUGCACGCUUUAUUAUUAUAUUUUGGUUAUUACCAGCAUAAAAUUACACUACUCUGUUUUACUAAUUAUAAACUACAAGGCGUCUGAAUGUGGUCAUUUCCUCACUUUUGAUCCAACUUAUGAUACCAUUAUGGAGAAACAAGAGAUCUGAAGAACAGCCCCACUAAAAUGUAUUAUUAACAAGCAAAAACCUUUGUAUGGAAAAUGCUGAAUAUGUGGUUCUUUUUUAUAGUUCAGGACAACACACCACCUAGCUGAGGGAAAACUAUGUCUCUGAUGUUUAGAUGAGAUUCAAGGUUUAUUUGUGCUCUCCUAGCCAGAACCAAAUCCAGCUUUUUCUCUGUUUUAGGAUUAUAGGGAAGCUUACUUGGACCCAAGGACCCUGCUCGAUGGCAAUAAACAGAACCCCACAAGCAGCAUCGUUUUGGUUGUUCGUCGAGGUGAUUUGAAAGCCCCAAUAGAUAAUGCUAAACAAC